Molecule: messenger RNA, 2562 nt
Organism: Pseudocercospora fijiensis CIRAD86
Lineage: Eukaryota; Fungi; Ascomycota; Dothideomycetes; Mycosphaerellales; Mycosphaerellaceae
Exons: 12
Coding region: 1-2562 (853 amino acids)
Source: RefSeq, a predicted model, not a curated record
AUGCCUAGCUGGGUCCCGAGGAUGCAGCGUUUGGUGAAGGUAAAGGUGCGAGCUCUUCGUGGCGCUUAUAUGCCCGUCGAGCUCAUCGGCGCCGCAGUGCAGUCAGACCUUGACCAGACUCAACCAGGCCUCAAGAAGACCGUAACCAGACCUCAACCAGACCACAAACAGACCUCAAGUAGAGCUCAAGCAGGCCUCAAGCAGACCUCAAACAUCGUUCUGCAGAUAUCCGCUAGGCCAUCACCAGGCCGUCACCGCCGCGCCUGUCGGAGCUCCGACUGCUCCCGGCCUCUAUCAUCAGAUGGUGAGCUGGCAGGCUGUAGUCUCGAGACAGAGAGCGCGCACGUGUCAUGCAUGGUCGAUGUAGCAGCGGAGGUGUUAGUCGCGCGACUGACGUCUGGAGUUUGGAGAGGGGAUGGCAGCCACGGCGCGAGAUGUAUAACAACGCCGUUCGAAGUGCACCUUUCACUGUUCUCAUGCGCAAGAAACAUGGUGAAUUGGGGAUCGUUUGGUCGAGGUGCUUGGAAUGGUGGGAUGGUGGGAUGGUGGGAUGGUGGAAUGUGGUGUGCGGACUGGGAUGAGAUUUGGAUUGCGCUGAGGUGGACAGGAAUUUCUGUCCACCUCCGCCAUCCACCUGUCUGUCCACCUCACAGCAUAGCACCAAUGCAUGCAUAUCACAGCCUGCACUGGAUAGCAAUGCAAUGCGUGAUUGAAUGCGACAAUGUUAUGCUCCCUGCAUUCCAGCUGUCCACAGGUCCUCCGCGAGAUUUGAACUUCUGCGUACGCGCGAACACUACACCACCACCAACACCGCCGCCUCAACGCAAGAAGGCUUGCCCAACAGCCCGACAGCGACGCACUGCAGCCAGCGCUACCAUGAGCGACUCCAUCCCAAAGGUCGAGGUAACCAGCGCCGAAAUCAAACCACGCAGCACCAUCACGCUCUUCUAUGGCCUCGAGUCGUCGACAUCAUCCACACCGCUCUCCCGCGACGAUGCUCUGUCGCGCCGACGUCACACCGCCUACGCCCUGCCUGCCCUGGCCCGCUGGCAAACCGACCGCCUCGCUGCCUUGCUCAACACCCAAGGCAUCUCCGAAGCCUCGUUGCUAGAGCUGCGCAACCACCGUCUCGAGUCCCAGAAGAUCGUCAUGCUUUGCGUCCUCGUCGCAUGGCCGUGGUGGACGAAGAUUGAGGAUGACGAGGAGCAAGGCUUGGCUAUUGAGAUGGUGUACGAGUGGUUGAAACAGAGCUACACUGGCCCCGAUGUCACCCUCCCGGGUGGUAUAUCGCUGCCCAGUGUUGUCCAGGUGUCGAUGGGAAUGAAUAGGAACAUUGAUGAUGUAUCCGGUGAACACCAACCGGAGAUGGAGGAGAUGGGAAAGUCGCGGGCCUCCGCCCAGCCGCCGCCGCCGCCCACUGCUGACCGCGGUCCUUGGGCACCAACCAAGCAUCAACUCAAUACGUUGCAAAGCAUUCAAGACUUGACCGCGUCUGACUUGACACCGAAGGGCCUCGCCUAUCGAGUCAAACAGGAGUUCGAUGCAGCACCUUUCCAAUCGCCUACUCUCCCAGAACUCCUUGGCCUCGUUUGCGAAGACGAGCUCGUACUCUUGCAUUCACCCCAACCCCAAGAUUUGUGUGACAAACCUCCUGGCGCUUUGUCCGGCGCACUCGAGACGGUGCAACGGGAUGGGACAGCGCGAGCCAUAAUCAAGAGAACGACGCUUGCUGCUCCACCACCGACCCUAGCCCGAACAUCGACCGGUCCAACACUUCCGCCUCCUCGUCGAGCUUCCGGAGGCUUCUCUCUGGCUCCGCCAAAAAUUCGAGAAAUGCCAGCAAGGCCUGCAGAGCAAGCAAGGCCAAUCACCACCCGUCCCGUCAUACGCCACGCAACUCGUGGCCAUGCUGGGGAUCUAUUCCUCAGCUCUGGCUCGCACUCCACUCACCCCAAUGUGGAUGACACAGAAGGAGUUGCUCCUGGCUAUCCUGUUCUGAAUUCCUACUCUGACUCCCAACAAGCAAGCACAACUCUACCAACCAUCACCGAUCGCCGAGGCUACCCUGCUCUGGCUUCCAAUUCCAACUCCGAACGAGUCGAGACAAGUCCAUCAACGGGUGUUGGUCCGGAGUAUUUCGAUUCCGGCUCUGACUCCGAAGAAGUCAAGACAAGUCCAUCAACGGGUGUUGGUCCGGAGUAUUUCGACUCCGACUCCGAGCAAAGCAACCCAAACCUCGCAAAUCGCGUUGCUCCCGAGGAACGCUUUGAGAUCAGCUCUGGUGACUCCUCUGACAACUCCUCAGAUCAGCCGCCCACGGCUGCUUCCUCGCCAGCGGCGGGAGGGAGCGAGCGCAUGAAUAGCGCUCCUACCAACAGUCUCCGCCGCCCUCAAACUGCUCGCGGCCUCUCCGAGCCGUCGAUAAUUCGAUGGCCGAAUUUCCAACACUUCACAUUGAAUGGUAACUGUGUCAGCUUUCGAUUGGCCGUCGUUGUGGCUCGGGCAAUUUUGUGGUCGUGGGUGAGACAGAAGGCAGCGCCCUUCGCUCUGCAGCAAAGAUGA